Molecule: messenger RNA, 1588 nt
Organism: Sodiomyces alkalinus F11
Lineage: Eukaryota; Fungi; Ascomycota; Sordariomycetes; Glomerellales; Plectosphaerellaceae
Product: cytochrome P450
Exons: 5
Coding region: 77-1588 (503 amino acids)
Molecular function (GO): iron ion binding; monooxygenase activity; oxidoreductase activity, acting on paired donors, with incorporation or reduction of molecular oxygen
Source: RefSeq, a predicted model, not a curated record
GUCUUUAUUCUAGCAAGUCGGCAGACACAUCACACACCCCUUGGGCCCUCAGACAGCCUGCACAUAUCCGAAAGCCAUGCCAUUGCUCCGAGGACUUGAACUUCCCCUCGCCGGAAUUCUCCUUGUGAUCACACUAUGUCUCGAGUCUAUCGUUCACGUCCUGCGGAAGAGCACCUCCCGUAUUCCAGGGCCUUGGUACACGAUGUGGACAGACGUCGUGCUCAGAUACAACAUGUUCUACGGCCGACGAGGCCAAUACGUCCACAAACUCCACGCAAAAUACGGCCCCGUCGUCCGCAUCGGCCCCAACCAAGUCGACAUGACCGACAUGCAAGCCUACAAGACCAUCUACUCGACGCGCGAAGUCUUCCUCAAGUCGCCCUGGUACAAGGUCCUGACGGGGAACGUCGUCGACGCCAUGUUCACCACGUCGGAUCCGCACCACCACCGGCGCAUACGGCGGCUCUUGUCGGCGCCCCUUUCCGAGGCGGCGCUUGCGUCCAGCCAUGCGCUCUGUCGCAAGAAGGCCGAGCUGGCCGUGCAACGGAUGCGGGACGAGUCGCGGGAGAAAGGCGCGGCGGAUGUGUAUAAAUGGUGGAUGUUCAUGACGACGGAUAUCAUCGGCGAGUUGACGUUUGGGAGGUCGUUUGACAUGCUGGCGAAGUCUGAGAGAGACCAGUACGCGAUAGACGUAGAAGGCAUAGGCCGCACAUCGGUCUUCUACACGACCUUCACCCCCCUGCACCGUCUGCUGCGCCACCUCCCCAUCCCCGUCGUCCAGCGCGCCUACCGCACAAGCAGGAACCUAGCCUCCUACGCAGACGAGGCCGUAGCGCGCUACAAAAGUCUGGCGGCAGAAGAAGACCCGGGAAAACCCCACAACGACAACGACGACGAAGACGACAACGACAACGACAACCACCCGAAGCUCUUCGAAAAGGUCUUCACCGCAGAAAAACAAGGCGCCAUCUCCGCCACCGAAAUACGCGACAACGCGCAGAGCUACAUCGUGGCCGGGAGCGACACCACGGCCGUGACCCUGACGUAUCUCGUCUGGAGCGUAUGCCGCGCCCCGCCGCACGUGCGGAGCGCCCUGUUGGCCGAGAUGGCCGCUUGGGGCGACGACCCGUCCGCCGAGGACCUCAAGGGCAAGGGCGCGAGGUACCUGAACUGUGUCGUCGACGAGACGUUGCGGCUGUACGGGGCGGCGCAGACGGGACUGCCGAGGCUUGUGCCCCCCGGGGGGGCCGUGUUGGCCGGGUACGGCUUGGAUGCGGGGACCACGGUCGAGGCGCAGGCGUAUAGUCUGCAUCGCGAUGGGAGGGUGUUUGGCGACCCCGAGACUUUCGACCCGGGGAGGUGGGAGGGCGCGAGUAGGGAGAUGAGGGAGCAGUUGGUGCCGUUUGGGGGAGGGACGAGAGCUUGCAUCGGCCUUCACCUCGCCAAGAUGGAGCUGAGACUGGGGACCUUCCUUUUCUUCCGGACGUUUCCUGACGCUGAGGUGGCCGCGCCGGAUGACGAGAUGAAUAUGGAGACCUUCUUUGUGCUGUCGCCCAAAGCUGGACGGUGUCUCAUACGAGUGCAUUGA